Messenger RNA from Zingiber officinale, 2209 nucleotides. Its product is annotated as heat shock cognate 70 kDa protein 2-like. Gene Ontology annotation, molecular function: ATP hydrolysis activity; heat shock protein binding; ATP-dependent protein folding chaperone. Gene Ontology annotation, cellular component: cytoplasm. The record is from RefSeq and is a predicted model, not a curated record. The transcript is spliced from 2 exons. NCBI's taxonomy places the organism in Eukaryota, Viridiplantae, Streptophyta, Magnoliopsida, Zingiberales, Zingiberaceae. Bases 76 to 2022 code for a protein of 648 amino acids. Gene Ontology annotation, biological process: cellular response to unfolded protein; protein refolding.
AUACUUUACGAACCCUAGAAGCGGAGUUCGUUCUUCUCGCUUGCCGAUACCUAUCUUCUUUGAUCUGUCAAGGUAAUGGCCGGAAAGGGUGAAGGUCCUGCGAUCGGGAUCGAUCUCGGCACCACUUACUCGUGCGUCGGCGUGUGGCAACAUGAUCGGGUGGAGAUUAUCGCCAACGAUCAGGGUAAUCGAACAACCCCCUCUUAUGUUGCCUUUACUGACUCCGAACGCCUUAUAGGAGAUGCGGCCAAGAAUCAGGUCGCCAUGAACCCCAUCAAUACCGUCUUCGAUGCUAAACGUUUGAUUGGAAGGCGCUUCACCGACAGUUCUGUUCAGAGUGAUGUCAAGCUCUGGCCUUUCAAAGUUGCUUCUGGCCCGGGUGACAAGCCCAUGAUUGUGGUCGAUUACAAGGGAGAGCAAAAACAAUUCUCAGCCGAAGAGAUUUCUUCCAUGAUCUUGAUCAAGAUGAAAGAAAUUGCCGAAGCCUACCUUGGAUCUGUCGUCAAGAAUGCCGUUGUCACUGUCCCUGCAUACUUCAAUGACUCACAGCGCCAGGCCACAAAGGAUGCUGGUGUCAUCUCUGGUCUCAAUGUGAUGAGAAUUAUCAACGAGCCUACUGCCGCUGCCAUUGCUUAUGGUCUUGACAAGAAAGCAACCAGCGUGGGUGAGAAGAAUGUUCUCAUCUUCGAUCUUGGUGGUGGUACUUUUGAUGUCUCUCUUCUCACAAUCGAGGAGGGUAUCUUCGAAGUCAAAGCUACUGCCGGUGACACUCAUCUCGGAGGUGAGGAUUUUGACAAUCGCAUGGUGAACCACUUCGUCCAGGAGUUCAAGAGGAAGAACAAGAAAGACAUCAGUGGAAACCCCAGGUCACUUAGGAGAUUGAGGACUGCUUGCGAGAGGGCAAAGAGGACCCUCUCCUCAACCGCACAAACCACCAUUGAAAUUGAUUCUUUGUACGAGGGCAUUGAUUUCUACUCCACGAUCACGAGAGCUAGGUUUGAGGAGCUGAACAUGGACCUUUUCAGGAAGUGUAUGGAGCCCGUCGAGAAGUGUUUGCGCGAUGCCAAGAUGGAUAAGAGCUCUGUUCACGACGUGGUUCUCGUCGGCGGAUCCACCAGAAUUCCAAAGGUGCAGCAGUUGUUGCAGGACUUCUUUAACGGUAAGGAACUCUGCAAGAGUAUCAACCCCGAUGAGGCCGUGGCUUAUGGUGCUGCUGUCCAGGCUGCUAUUCUUAGCGGCGAGGGUAAUGAGAAAGUCCAGGACCUGCUCCUGCUCGAUGUCACUCCUCUUUCGCUUGGUUUGGAGACUGCUGGAGGUGUCAUGACUGUCUUAAUCCCCCGAAAUACCACCAUCCCAACCAAGAAAGAGCAAGUCUUCUCGACCUAUUCUGACAACCAACCUGGCGUCUUGAUUCAGGUUUAUGAGGGUGAGAGGACUAGGACCAGAGAUAACAAUCUGCUCGGUAAGUUUGAGCUCUCAGGAAUCCCCCCUGCUCCUCGUGGCGUUCCCCAAAUCACUGUUUGCUUUGAUAUCGACGCAAACGGUAUCCUGAAUGUCUCUGCCGAGGAUAAGACGACUGGACAGAAGAACAAGAUCACCAUCACCAACGACAAGGGCAGGCUUAGCAAGGAAGAGAUUGAAAAGAUGGUUCAAGAAGCCGAGAAGUACAAGUCUGAGGAUGAGGAGCACAAGAAGAAAGUGGAAGCCAAGAAUGCGCUCGAGAACUACGCCUACAACAUGAGGAACACCAUCAAGGACGACAAGAUCGCAUCUCAGCUUGGCGCGGCCGACAAGAAGACGAUCGAGGAUGCGAUUGAGAAGGCCAUCGAGUGGCUCGACGCCAACCAGUUGGCUGAAUCGGACGAAUUUGAUGACAAAAUGAAGGAGCUGGAGGGCAUUUGUAAUCCCAUCAUUGCUAAAAUGUACCAAGGUGCUGGGGCUGACAUGGCUGGCGGAGUCGACGAUGAUGGGCCUUCGGCUGGCUCAAGUGGUGCGGGGCCGAAGAUUGAGGAGGUAGACUAAGCCUUGUCUUUCUCCUUUUGACAGUGCGCUGUUCCGCUGCUGCUAGAGUUUGCUUUCGCAUUUGUUUUGUGGUAAGAUUUGAAUUGAUACUAUUUUGAAUUAUCUCGUCACUGUCAUUUGCAUGGUUUUUUAAUUCUCGAAACAUCUUUUGCAUUUACUAUUAAUAUUAGUACUUUUCUUGGAAUAA